Messenger RNA from Leopardus geoffroyi (Geoffroy's cat), 1626 nucleotides. It is a transcript of the gene VDAC3, whose product is annotated as voltage dependent anion channel 3. Gene Ontology annotation, molecular function: voltage-gated monoatomic anion channel activity. The record is from RefSeq and is a predicted model, not a curated record. The coding region runs from base 342 to 1193 and encodes 283 amino acids. NCBI's taxonomy places the organism in Eukaryota, Metazoa, Chordata, Mammalia, Carnivora, Felidae. The transcript is spliced from 9 exons. Gene Ontology annotation, cellular component: mitochondrial outer membrane. Gene Ontology annotation, biological process: monoatomic anion transmembrane transport.
UUCUCGCGAGAGAGAGCCCCUUCAGGCACAAAGGUGCGGUCCCCAAAGCGUCUUCGCCUACAUCAACUCCCGCCCCUGCCACCUGCGCGCCGGGCCGUCCCGCGCACGCGCGCACACGGAGCCAGACAGUUGGGUUUGUCCCAGCUGUUCCUCUCCGCACUCAGACCCCCGGCGCGCGACCCGGCGCGACACUACGGCGCAAACGCCGUGCGGGUGGGGGCGGCUAGGGGCGCGCAGGCGCCGCGGGGAGUGUGAGGCCGCGCAGGCGCGGACGGCGUUGGUUUGAAGAAGACCUUCAGCGUUGCCCUGGCGGAGCGGAGACAGGUCCUCUGGUUGGAGAUAUGUGUAACACACCAACUUACUGUGACCUAGGAAAGGCCGCCAAGGAUGUCUUCAACAAAGGAUACGGAUUUGGCAUGGUCAAAAUAGACCUGAGAACCAAGUCUUGUAGUGGAGUGGAAUUUUCUACUUCUGGUCAUGCUUACACUGAUACAGGAAAAGCAUCAGGCAACCUAGAGACCAAAUAUAAGGUCUGUAACUAUGGACUUACCUUCACUCAGAAAUGGAACACAGAUAACACUCUUGGAACAGAAAUCUCUUUGGAGAAUAAGUUGGCUGAAGGGUUGAAACUGACUCUUGAUACCAUAUUUGUACCGAACACAGGAAAGAAGAGUGGAAAGUUGAAGGCCUCCUAUAAGCGGGAAUGUUUCAGUCUCGGCAGCAAUGUUGAUAUAGAUUUUUCUGGACCAACCAUCUAUGGCUGGGCUGUGUUAGCCUUUGAAGGUUGGCUUGCUGGCUAUCAGAUGAGUUUCGACACAGCCAAAUCCAAACUGUCACAGAAUAAUUUCGCUCUGGGUUACAAGGCCGCAGACUUCCAGCUGCACACUCAUGUGAAUGACGGCACUGAAUUUGGAGGGUCUAUCUACCAGAAGGUUAAUGAGAAGAUUGAAACAUCAAUAAACCUUGCUUGGACGGCUGGCAGUAACAAUACCCGUUUUGGCAUCGCUGCUAAAUACAAGCUGGACUGUAGAACUUCUCUAUCUGCUAAAGUAAAUAAUGCCAGCCUGAUUGGACUGGGUUAUACUCAGACUCUUCGACCAGGAGUCAAACUGACCCUAUCAGCUUUAAUCGACGGAAAGAACUUCAAUGCAGGAGGUCACAAGGUUGGGUUGGGAUUUGAGCUAGAAGCUUAAUGUGGUUUUGAGUAAAGCAUCCGAUUUGUCCCUGGAGGUGAAGAGAACCCACUAUGUUUUGGCCUUAAAAUUCUUCUGUGAAAUUUCAAAAGUGAACUUUUUAUUCUUCCAAAGAAUUGUAAUCCUCCCCACACUGAAGUCUAGAGAUCGCAAGUCCAUCCUGAGGGAGGUACUUGAAGGCAUGCCUGGAAGUUGUCAUGUUUGUGCCACAUUUCAGUUGAGUUCCACAGUGUUAUUUUAAAUGUGUUCCUCAGCGACAAUGUAGUGUCAUGUUACAAAGGAAAUGACCCAAUCCUCCAGUUUGUACAUCACGUCCUGCAUGUCCCACACCACUUUUUCAUGCCCUUUUAAUAUAUUGGUCUCUGUGCUGUAGUGGAAUCCUUGGUUUUGCAUCAGAGUAAAAUAAAAUAAACCCAUCACAUUUGGAACAUAA